Messenger RNA from Camelina sativa (false flax), 884 nucleotides. Its product is annotated as calmodulin-like protein 7. Gene Ontology annotation, molecular function: calcium ion binding. Lineage: Eukaryota; Viridiplantae; Streptophyta; Magnoliopsida; Brassicales; Brassicaceae. The record is from RefSeq and is a predicted model, not a curated record.
UCCCUUUACCGAUUAACAAUAUCAAAGAAAGACAAUCUUCUAUCUCCGUCUUCCUCCCUAUAUUUGGCUAACUAAUGUCUCUUUUGACUCUUUUAACUCCCACCUAGAUUUCUUAAUUCCUGCCCUUGUCGGGGGGAUUCAUCGAUCUCCAAAGAAGCGAGGAAAGGGUAAAAGAUCUUCCGGAGAAACCCUUUUUCGGCUUCACGGAGCCCUCACCGGCCAUUCUCUUUUCUUCCUCCACACGUAGCCAUACAAAAUUUGAAAAAAAAGAGAUGGAUCCGACAGAGCUAAAACGCGUGUUCCAAAUGUUUGACAAGAACGGGGACGGGACGAUCACGGGAAAAGAGCUAAGCGAGACACUACGAAGCCUCGGGAUAUACAUUCCUGACAAGGAGUUGACUCAGAUGAUCGAGAAGAUCGACGUGAAUGGUGACGGGUGCGUGGAUAUAGACGAGUUUGGGGAGCUUUACAAAACUAUAAUGGACGAAGAAGACGAAGAAGAAGAGGACAUGAAGGAAGCUUUCAAUGUGUUUGAUCAGAAUGGAGAUGGGUUUAUAACGGUGGAUGAAUUGAAAGCGGUAUUGUCUUCCUUGGGGCUCAAACAAGGUAAGACCUUGGAUGAAUGUAAGAAGAUGAUAAAGCAAGUGGAUGUUGAUGGUGAUGGGAGGGUUAACUACCAAGAGUUUAGACAAAUGAUGAAAGGCGGUGGUUUUUGUUCUUUGAGUUAAUUAAUUAAUUUUUUUUUUUUUUUGUGUGUUUUUCUUUUUGUAUUCUUGAUUUAAUUCUAUUGUUUUAGGAAUGAAAGAAAGAAAAAGAAAAACAAAUUUUAGUUGGCGCAUUUUUGUUUUGGUUUCCUAAAACAUAGUUUCCAUAUUGUUGUUGCU